This is a messenger RNA of Lathyrus oleraceus (garden pea), 546 nucleotides long. RefSeq lists its product as uncharacterized. The record is from RefSeq and is a predicted model, not a curated record. NCBI's taxonomy places the organism in Eukaryota, Viridiplantae, Streptophyta, Magnoliopsida, Fabales, Fabaceae. The coding region runs from base 1 to 546 and encodes 181 amino acids. The transcript has a single exon.
AUGGUCCGUGAUAAGAUGAAGAAAGCACAAGAUCGCCAAAAGAGCUAUACGGAUCACAGGAGAAGGCCAUUAGAAUUUGAUGAAGGUGAUCAUGUAUUUUUGAAGGUGACUCCGAGGUUGAGACUGAAAAUACCGUUUAAGUCAUGGAAGCUAAGUCCGAGAUAUAUAGGGCCAUACCAGAUUAUAGAGAGGAUUGGAGAAGUAUCCUAUAGAUUAGCUUUACCACCUUCUCUAUCAGAAAUGCAUGAUGUUUUUCACGUAUCUCAACUCCGAAAGUUCAUUACAGAUUCUCUUCAGCCUAUUCUUCCAGAUUCAAUAGAAGUAGAAGCAGAUCUGACUUUCGAACCUCUACCAAGUCGCAUUGCAGGACGAGAAGUUAAGGUAUUAAGGAAUAAGGAGACUCCUCUUCUUAAGGUUCAAUGGGAUGAAUCACACUCGGGUGAUGCUACUUGGGAACUGGAGUCAGAAAUGCGAGAAGCUUACCCUCAUCUCUUCCAGGUAAUAUUUAAAUUCAAGGAUGGAUCUUAUUUAAGGAGGAGGAUGUAA